CCCGAAUGCGGAGCUUCUGCUGGAUGGGCUCAACCUGAUGCGGGCGCCCUGGGGGCUCCUUUCCAGCUCCAGGCCUGAGCCCUGCGUGCCACACUGUCUCCCGAGGGGUGGAGGUGGGCUGUAGGGGCUGAAGACUCCUGGGGGCAGAGAUCUGGCUGGCCACUUUGGUUCAGGGAGUGAAGAAAUUCAUUCCUAAACCUGGUAUUGCUGAAGCUGCCAAGCAAGCACUGCCGACUUUUCUUUGGCCUUAAAGCACCAAUUUCCAAGCCGGUCCCCAAAUAUGAGGCCUAAUCAUUUCAUCGCUCCGUCAUCCCUACCAGUCACCGAGGGCAAACUGUUCCAGGCCACAUGUGAGACAUUUCAUCCUCUCUCAUCGUCAGCGCACCUUCACUGCUGCAAGGGUGCAAUCCUUACUUAGCCGGUUUCCCUAAGGGGCUGAGGCUGAGAGCUGCCCCAGGACUGGAGGCCAGGUUAACUUCCUCGCUGAGGUCCAGCAGGCCUCUUGAGGGGGUGCUGACUGCCACAGCCAGGCACGCGCUGCAGGGUGGUGUCCUGGAGCAGCGCCUCUCCACCUGGGGCCUGCGGGCCUUCCUGUGCUCUCCUGGCUCUCACGCCAUGGGCCUCACCAGCCCUGGUUCAGAAGAGGCUCAGUCCUGUGUCCACGGUGUGCUGGUUCAGUGUCUACCAGCUGGGCCUGGCGAGGGAAGCUUUAAGAGGCCAGAGUCAGUGGCUAUUUCUAUCCCAGGAAAUCCCCAGGUCAUCUAUGAGCGGUGCCCCCAUUGUGGCUGACUGCAAGCUACCACCAGUUCAACAACUGGCUCAUGAAACUUUAACAAUCUGGUCGUGACCCGAGCUGCUCCAGUGCACUGCUGCCUGUGGGAGCCCCCUGAGAAGGGGUCCACAUGGUAAGCCAGUCGUACCAAGUAAUAGCAGGGUUGUGAUGAAGGAAGCAGAGGCAGAGGUGGGGGCGGCACUGGAGCUCAGCGGGCUGCCCCCCAACGUGCCCGACGAGCUGCUCACACUGUACUUCGAGAACCGCCGACGCUCUGGUGGGGGGCCUGUGUCGAGCUGGCAGAGAUUUGGCCGCGGGGGUGUACUCACUUUUCGGGAGCCUGCAGACGCAGAGCGGGUCUUGGCCCAGGGGGAGCAUGAGCUACAAGGCGCUAGGCUCAGCCUGAGGCCGGCCCCGCCCCGCGCCCCUGCACGCCUACUGCUCCAAGGACUGCCCCCUGGCACCACCCCCCAGCACCUGGAGCAGCAUGUCCAGGCCCUGCUGCGUGCCACCGGACACCCCGAGCAGCCCUGCCGAGCUCUGGCCAGUCCUCGACCAGACAGGGUCCUGGUGCAGCUGCCAAAGCCCCUCUCUGAGACAGAAGUCUGCGUGCUGGAGGAGCGGGCCCGGACCCUGUGCCUGGAAGGGAAUGAGGUGUCUGUGGUGCGGGUGCCACAGGCCCGAGCUGUGCGAGUGCUGGGGGGCCACUCCCCCGUGGACCUGCUGCUGCUGGAGCUGUACCUGGAGAAUGAGCCCCGCAGCGGGGGCGGCCCCCUGGACGGCCUGCGCAGCCUGCCUGGGGCCCUGGGCACCGUCGUCUCCUUCCAGCAAUGGCAGGCUGCCGAGAGGGUGCUGCAGCAGGAGCACUGGCUGCAGGGCUCAGAGCUGAGCCUUGUCCCCCACUACGAUGUCCUGGAGCCUGAGGGGCUGGAUGACGACACCAGUGGAAGGGGCCACUCAGCCGAGUCGGGGCCUGGGGCCACUGAGCAUGCUGUGCUGGAAGCUGGAGGGUCAGUGAGGGCACUGAGGGGUGCAGGGACUGCGACCUUGGGCUCUGAGGAUGCACCAGGACGAUCAAGAACCUCUCUAAGGACAGGUCCCAUAAGGUCUCUGGAACAGGCCGGGCUAGUCAGCUCGGGGCCCAUGGGGUCACUGGGACAGGAGGGGCUGGAAAGCCUGGGGCUCAUGGGGUCACCGGAGCAGGCAGGGCUGGUAAGCUCAAGGCCUAUAGGAUCUCCAGGCCCAGUGGGCUCGAUGGAGAUCACCACAGGGUCUCCAGAGCAGGAGGGGUUGGAGAGCCUGGGGCCUGUGGGGGCACCGGGGCAGGAGGGGCUGGUGGAGAUGGUGCUCCCAAUGGAGCCGGGAGCCAUGCGCUUCAUACAGCUCUAUCACGAGGACCUUCUUGCUGGCUUGGAAGACGUUGCCCUCUUCCCACUCGAAGAAUCAGAUGUUGCUGGCUUUCGGCUCUAUGGAGCCCUGGCCCCAUGCCAGGCGGCCGAGGACUUUCUGCAAAGUCUGCUAGGCAGCAUGAGCUGUCACAUGCUGAGCCUGAAGCACCCGGGCAGCGCCAGGUUCCUGCUGGGUCCACAGGGGCAGCACCUUCUUCGGGAGCUGGAGGCUCAGUUCCGGUGUGUCUUUGGGACAGAGCAUCUGGCCAGGGACACCCAGGACAUGGACCCUGGAGAGGUGGACCCCACUGAGGCCCUCCAGGCCCUCUCUGGCCAGUCCUACACUCUGUCGCCCCCAGGCAGUGACCAGGAGAAUCUGAACCUGGAGGAGGUCCGAGAGCUGCUGGCCACCCUGGAGGGCCUGGACGGAGAGGACUGGCCACCCCUGGAGCUGGAUGAAGGGGAACCUGAGGCAGAGCCUGUCCCCAGGGCUGGGGAGGAGCCCUUGGCCCCCAGCACGGGGGCACCUGGGCGGCUGGAGGAGGAGGCCGCGAUGCAGCUGGCUCUCCACCAGUCACUGCAGCCACAGGGCCAGCUAGCUGAGCAGAAGGAGGCCGCCGCGCUGCAGCAGGCCCUGGCCCUGUCGCUGCUGGAGCCAAGCCCGUGGGAGGCGGGAGAGCUCCUGGGUAGGGCUGCUGGCCAGGCCCAGCUGGUGGUGCAUGUGGCCUUUGAGCAGGAUCUGGACGAACUGGACCGGGCUGUAGCGGCCGCCUUGGAGCUUCACCUCCGGGAGGAGACGGUGGGGCUCCGGGGCCACAUGCUGCCGGCGGAGCUGCUUGCCCGCCUGGAGCAGUGCCACAGCGUGAGCGUGGCCCUUGACGGUGACUGCGUCGUGCUCCGUGGCUUUGGGGCCCAGCCCAGCCGUGCUGCCCGCCACUUAGCGGCACUGCUGGCUGGCCCCCGGGAUCAGAGUCUGGCCUUUGUCUCUGAGGCUUCGAGCCCCACCGGGCCCCUGCAGAGGCCGAAGGGGCCCUUGGGCAGACUGGAGAGUCUGGCCGAGAGCAGCAGGGAGUUCCAGGAGGUGGUGCAGGCCUUCUACGACUCACUGGACACUGGCCACGGCAAGGUCCGCAUCGUCCGGGUGGAGCGCGUUGUGCACCUGCUGCUGCAGCAGCAGUAUGAGCUGCACCGGGAGCGCCUGGAGCAGCGCUGUGAGCAGCGCCCGGCCGAGCACGUGCUGUACCACGGCACCACGGCAACCGCUGUCGCUGACAUCUGCGCCUAUGGCUUUAACCGCAGCUUCUGCGGCCGCAACGGCACACUCUACGGGCAGGGCGUGUACUUCGCCAAGCGCGCCUCCCUAUCGGUGCAAGACCGCUACUCGCCCCCCAACGCCGAUGGCCACAAGGCGGUGUUCGUGGCGCGGGUGCUGACGGGCGACUACGGGCAAGGCCGCCGGGGGUUGCGGGCGCCCCCUCUGCGGGCCCCUGGCCACGCGCUCCUACGUUAUGACAGCGCCGUGGACUGCCUUCACCAGCCCAGCAUCUUCGUCAUUUUCCACGACACCCAGGCGCUGCCCACCCACCUCAUCACGUGCGAGCACAUGCCCCAAGCUCCCCCAGGGAACCCCAUUGGGCUCUUGGGCAACUUCCUGGCCAGCUAACUCUAGAGGCCCCGCACGACUCUUCAUUUGACUUCAGGCUCCCGCUCCGUACGGCCUUACCGCACCCUUGGCUGCCUGAGCUGCCCUGGGGGUGUCCCUGCUACCGGCUGCAGUGCGGAGACCGGUGGCGCGACAACGAGGGCUGGGGCCCGGUACCCGCCUGGGCCUGCCCAGCCACCACACCGGGGUUCACAGAGCCCGGGCGGAGGGCCCAGGGCCCGACACCGCCCGCCUCGGCCAGACCUCGCCCAAGCGGAUUCUGUCAUUUGAAUAAACGUGAAACCAGGCGGAGGAA
Molecule: messenger RNA, 4118 nt
Organism: Hipposideros armiger (great roundleaf bat)
Lineage: Eukaryota; Metazoa; Chordata; Mammalia; Chiroptera; Hipposideridae
Gene: PARP10
Product: poly(ADP-ribose) polymerase family member 10
Exons: 11
Coding region: 941-3823 (960 amino acids)
Biological process (GO): negative regulation of gene expression; protein poly-ADP-ribosylation
Cellular component (GO): cytoplasm; nucleus
Molecular function (GO): NAD+ poly-ADP-ribosyltransferase activity; nucleic acid binding; transcription corepressor activity
Source: RefSeq, a predicted model, not a curated record